Messenger RNA from Miscanthus lutarioriparius, 219 nucleotides. Lineage: Eukaryota; Viridiplantae; Streptophyta; Magnoliopsida; Poales; Poaceae. The record is from the annotation of a GenBank genome assembly.
AUGAGAUUUGCAAUGGCGAACAAGGCGUACAUUGCGGUGACGCUAGGCGCCGCCAUCGAGCUCAAGGAGCAGGUGGCCAAGCCCUGCUCCUCGUCGGCGAAGCAGGGCGCGUCGGUGCUCGCGGCGCUGUCGGCGGCGGCGGCCGGCAAGGUCGGCGGCGGCGCCGAGGAGUCGCUGAGGAUGGUCAUGUUCCUCAGCUGCUGGGGACCAACAAGCUAG